CUGGUGAGUUGAACCGACUUCAGUCACAUGUCUGCAGAACCCGAGUCUGUAGCAGACGGAACUAGCCAGCUAGCUAGCUAGCCUUUUUUUUAUUUUACAUUUUAGCAAACAGAGUAAUUUGCACGAAUAUUAUUUAUCUAGUCAUUUCUGAUUUUCUUGUCAAAAUGUAAGUUUAUCAAGUGAUCGGGUCAAAACUAGUAAUGGGAUGAUGGAUAUGGAAUUUAGUUGGCAGGCUAGCUAGCUUCGUUAGCAUUUGUGUGUGUUUGUUAACGCUAAUUCAGCUAGCUGGAUAGACGAAUUUCUUUGUGAUUCAUUUUUGGAUUUAACUUGCUUGGAUGUCAUGGCUUCAACGAAGUGACAGGAAUUAUCUUCAAGUCACCAAUACGGAUAAAAUAAACGGUUUGAUCGGCUGGGUGGUGGAGAGAGGAGACAUGAUAUUGUAGUUGUGCCUUGUAACGUUGGUCAACGUGACAGUGUUUAUUUUUUUUAUUGUCAUACUGAUUGGAUAAGUAAACAUUAGCAUAUAGCUAGUAGGAAAACUCCACAAUGCAUGACGCUUACGAACCGGUACCUAUCCUGGAGAAACUGCCUCUCCAGAUUGACUGUCUUGCGGCCUGGGAGGACUGGCUUCUAGUUGGGACCAAACCAGGCCAUCUGCUGCUCUACAGAAUCAAAAAGGAUGCAGGUACCAACAGGUUUGAGGUGACUCUGGAGAAAUCCAACAAGAACUUCUCCAAGAAGAUCCAGCAGCUCUUCAUUGUCUCACAGUACAAGAUCCUCAUCAGUCUUCUAGAGAACAACAUCCAUGUCCACGACCUAUUGACCUUUCAGCAGAUUACUGUGGUCUCCAAGGCCAAAGGGGCAACGCUCUUCGCCUGUGACCUGCAGCUGUCCCCUUCAGGAGAGGCCCAGCUGAGGAUGUGUGUUGCAGUGAAGAAGAAGCUUCAGCUGUACUACUGGAAGGACAGGGAGUUCUACGAGCUACAGGGGGACUUUUCUGCUCCAGACAUCCCGAAGUCCAUGGCCUGGUGUGAGAACUCCAUCUGUGUAGGCUUCAAGAGAGACUACUACCUCAUCCGGAUGGAUGGGCGGGGCUCCAUCAAGGAGCUCUUCCCCACGGGGAAGCAGCUGGAGCCCCUGGUUGUUCCCCUGGCUGAUGGGAAGGUGGCGGUGGGCCAGGAUGACCUCACGGUGGUGCUCAACGAGGACGGGGUCUGCACUCAGAAGUGUGCCCUCAACUGGACCGACAUCCCCAUUGAUAUGGAACAUCAGCCCCCCUACAUCAUAGCUGUCCUGCCUCGCUAUGUGGAGAUCAGGACCUUUGAACCCAGACUGCUGGUCCAGAGUGUGGAGCUGCAGAGACCACGAUUCAUCACCUCAGCUGGGCCUAAUAUAGUGUACGUUGCCAGCAACCAUUUUGUCUGGCGCCUGGUGCCUGUGUCCAUCGCCAGUCAGAUCAGACAGUUACUACAGGACAAGCAGUUUGAACUGGCCCUGCAACUGGCAAAUAUGAAGGAUGAUGUGGAAGGAGAUAAGAGACAGCAGAUUCACCACAUCCAGAAUCUCUAUGCCUUCAAUCUGUUCUGUCAGAAGAGGUUCGAUGACUCCAUGCAGGUGUUCGCUAAGCUCGGCACAGAUCCCACCCAUGUGAUUGGUCUGUAUCCAGAUCUGCUCCCCGCUGACUACCGUAAACAGCUGCACUACCCCAACCCCCUGCCCAGUCUGUCUGGAGCAGAACUGGAGAAGGCUCACCUGGCGCUCAUAGACUACCUGACACAGAAACGCAGCCACCUGGUGAAGCAGCUGAACGACUCCGAGCCGUCCACCCCGUCUCCCCUCAUGGAAGGGACUCCCACCAUCAAGAGCAGGAAGAAACUCCUUCAGAUCAUCGACACCACGCUGCUCAAAUGCUACCUGCAUACCAACGUGGCCCUGGUGUCCCCUCUGUUGCGUCUGGAUAAUAACCACUGUCACAUUGAGGAGAGUGAGUACAUCCUGAAGAAGGCCCACAAGUACAGCGAGCUCAUCAUCCUCUAUGAGAAGAAGGGCCUGCAUCAGAAAGCCCUACAGGUGUUGUUGGACCAGUCCACCAAGGCUAACUCUCCCCUAAAGGGGCAUGAGAGGACUGUGCAAUACCUCCAGAGACUGGGGAUGGAGAAUCUAGGCAUCAUCUUUGAGUUCUCUCCCUGGGUGUUGAAGAUCUGUCCCGAAGACGGACUGAAGAUCUUCACUGAGGACCUGACGGAGGUAGAGACCCUGCCCAGAGACAAGGUCCUGAACUUCCUGAAGGAGGGCUUUAAGGAGCUGGCUAUCCCCUACCUGGAGCACAUCGUACACGUCUGGGAGGAGACGGAGCCAGAGUUCCAUAACGUCCUCAUUCAGCUGUACCUGGAGAGGGUCCAGGGACUCAUGAAGCAGUACCUCAACUCCCUGCCCGAGGGGGUUCCUGCAGUGGCUGCUGGGAAGGAGGAGGGGGACCUGGGAGAGUUCCGGAGCAAGCUAGUGUGUUUCCUGGAGGUCUCUACCAGCUACGAACCAGGCCGACUUAUCUCUGACUUCCCCUUCGAUGGUCUUCUGGAGGAGCGGGCCCUGUUGCUGGGUCGGAUGGGGAAACACGAACAGGCCCUCUACAUCUACGUACACGUCCUGAAGGACACACACAUGGCCAAGGAGUACUGUCACCGGCAUUAUGACAAAGACACAGACAGAAACAAAGAUGUGUACCUGUCUCUUAACCCCAUGUUGUUAUACAGGUGUACCUGUCUCUUAACCCCAUGUUGUUGUUAUACAAGUGUACCUGUCUCUUAACCCCAUGUUGUUAUACAGGUGUACAUGUCUCUUAACCCCAUGUUGUUGUUAUACAGGUGUACCUGUCUCUUAACCCCAUGUUGUUGUUAUACAGGUGUACCUGUCUCUUAACCCCAUGUUGUUGUUAUACAGGUGUACCUGUCUCUUAACCCCAUGUUGUUGUUAUACAGGUGUACCUGUCUCUUAACCCCAUGUUGUUGUUAUACAGGUGUACCUGUCUCUUAACCCCAUGUUGUUAUACAGGUGUACCUGUCUCUUAACCCCAUGUUGUUGUUAUACAGGUGUACCUGUCUCUUAACCCCAUGUUGUUGUUAUACAGGUGUACCUGUCUCUUAACCCCAUGUUGUUGUUAUACAGGUGGACCUGUCUCUUAACCCCAUGUUGUUGUUAUACAGGUGGACCUGUCUCUUAACCCCAUGUUGUUGUUAUACAGGUGGACCUGUCUCUUAACCCCAUGUUGUUGUUAUACAGGUGGACCUGUCUCUUAACCCCAUGUUGUUAUACAGGUGUACCUGUCUCUUAACCCCAUGUUGUUAUACAGGUGUACCUGUCUCUUAACCCCAUGUUGUUAUACAGGUGUACCUGUCUCUUAACCCCAUGUUGUUGUUAUACAGGUGUACCUGUCUCUUAACCCCAUGUUGUUGUUAUACAGGUGGACCUGUCUCUUAACCCCAUGUUGUUGUUAUACAGGUGGACCUGUCUCUUAACCCCAUGUUGUUGUUAUACAGGUGGACCUGUCUCUUAACCCCAUGUUGUUGUUAUACAGGUGGACCUGUCUCUUAACCCCAUGUUGUUGUUAUACAGGUGUACCUGUCUCUUAACCCCAUGUUGUUAUACAGGUGUACCUGUCUCUUAACCCCAUGUUGUUAUACAGGUGUACCUGUCUCUGCUGCGCAUGUAUUUGUCCCCUCCUGAUGUCCACUGCCUUGGACCAAU
Messenger RNA from Oncorhynchus tshawytscha (Chinook salmon), 3744 nucleotides. RefSeq names its product vam6/Vps39-like protein. Gene Ontology annotation, cellular component: membrane; cytoplasm. The transcript has 21 exons. Gene Ontology annotation, biological process: autophagy; endosomal vesicle fusion; vesicle-mediated transport. NCBI's taxonomy places the organism in Eukaryota, Metazoa, Chordata, Actinopteri, Salmoniformes, Salmonidae. The record is from RefSeq and is a predicted model, not a curated record. Gene Ontology annotation, molecular function: protein binding. Bases 547 to 2808 code for a protein of 753 amino acids.